AUGUAUGCUACAUUAGUAGCUAUUGAAAAACCUAUCAGUGAAGAUGUAAUGUAUACAAUACGACAAACAUGCUCAGCAUGGAAACAAAUACGAACGAAAUUAUUAGUAAGUAAAUGUUCUACAUAGAAAAUUUUGAAUUUCAGAAAAUAUACAAUGUGCAUUCCUACGGGAUUAGAAUGUAAAACAUGAUGUCGCUACUCUAUCAAAGGGAGAAUGUUUUAUUCUAUCGAUUUUAAAAUAUAUUUUUUUUACCCUCGUUGAAAUAUGGUCUGUAGAAGGUGUAAAUUUCUACUCUAUAUACUUCGGUAUUCGUUUUAGAUCAUGUUUCACGAUUAGAGGUGUAAGCCGAAGGGCCAAACAGCGGCGGCGCCUUUAACGGUCAAUUUUUUUUGCAUAGUGGCGGCGCCUCCUAGACUUUAUGUUUUUGUACACCGGCAGCGGCGGCUGCUGCUAGACUUUAUGUUUUUCUGCACCGGCGGUGGCUUUGACAACCAAAAAAAGAAAAAAAACGUCUUUGCAUAUGUAUCGAUGUCAACGGCGGCGGCGCUUUAUACUAUUAUCAAAAGUUUUCGUUCGUGACGGCGGCGCACCGGCUGAACUUACUUUUUCACAGCGGCGGCUCCUAAAAAAUUCUUAAAAUUAUCUAC
Rotaria sp. Silwood2 is the source of this 647-nucleotide messenger RNA. Lineage: Eukaryota; Metazoa; Rotifera; Eurotatoria; Philodinida; Philodinidae. The record is from the annotation of a GenBank genome assembly.